This is a messenger RNA of Oncorhynchus masou masou (cherry salmon), 7857 nucleotides long. Its product is annotated as probable G-protein coupled receptor 21. Gene Ontology annotation, biological process: cellular response to light stimulus; phototransduction; G protein-coupled receptor signaling pathway. Gene Ontology annotation, cellular component: plasma membrane. The record is from RefSeq and is a predicted model, not a curated record. Lineage: Eukaryota; Metazoa; Chordata; Actinopteri; Salmoniformes; Salmonidae. Bases 2272 to 3363 code for a protein of 363 amino acids. Gene Ontology annotation, molecular function: G protein-coupled photoreceptor activity. The transcript has a single exon.
GUGGCGGUCGGGGUAUGCUCUGUGCAGCCAGCCAGUCUGUCAUGGGAGGGACAAGGGAGACUUGCGCUCCUGCAGCUGCUUACUGGCUGGCGUUGGAACAGGGGGUGGACUGGCUCUGCCCUGCCUGCUGCAGAGAGACAAAGAGAGAGAGAAUCCUAGUGACCGAGAGAGAGAGAGACCGAGAGACAGAGAUACAGAGACCGAGAGAGAGUGAGCGAGCGAGACUGAGUGAGCGAGCGAGACUGAGUGAGCGAGCGAGACUGAGUGAGCGAGCGAGACUGAGUGAGUCGAGCGAGACUGAGUGAGUCGAGCGAGACUGAGUGAGUCGAGCGAGACUGACUGAGUGAGUCGAGCGAGACUGAGUGAGUGAGCGAGCGAGACUGAGUGAGUGAGCGAGCGAGACUGAGUGAGUGAGUGAGCGAGCGAGACUGAGUGAGCGAGCGAGACUGAGUGAGCGAGCGAGACUGAGUGAGCGAGCGAGACUGAGUGAGACUGAGUGAGCGAGCGAGCGAGUGAGACUGACUGAGCGAGCGAGCGAGUGAGACUGACUGACUGAGUGAGACUGAGCGAGACUGACUGAGCGAGUGAGACUGACUGAGCGAGCGAGUGAGACUGACUGAGCGAGCGAGUGAGACUGACUGAGCGAGCGAGUGAGACUGACUGAGCGAUCGAGUGAGACUGACUGAGCGAUCGAGUGAGACUGACUGAGCGAGCGAGUGAGACUGACUGAGCGAGCGAGCGAGUGAGACUGACUGAGCGAGCGAGCGAGUGAGACUGACUGACUGAGUGAGACUGAGCGAGACUGACUGAGUGAGACUGACUGAGCGAGCGAGUGAGACUGACUGAGCGAGCGAGUGAGACUGACUGAGCGAGCGAGUGAGACUGACUGAGCGAUCGAGUGAGACUGACUGAGCGAUCGAGUGAGACUGACUGAGCGAUCGAGUGAGACUGACUGAGCGAGCGAGCGAGUGAGACUGACUGACUGACUGAGUGAGACUGACUGACUGAGUGAGACUGAGCGAGUGAGACUGAGCGAGUGAGACUGAGCGAGUGGUGAGUGAGCCAGUGAGACUGAGCGAGUGGUGAGUGAGCGAGUGAGACUGAGCGAGUGGUGAGUGAGCGAGUGGUGAGUGAGCGAGUGGUGAGUGAGCGAGUGGUGAGUGAGCGAGUGGUGAGUGAGCGAGUGGUGAGUGAGCGAGUGGUGAGUGAGCGAGUGGUGAGUGAGCGAGUGGUGACUGAGCGAGUGUGACUGAGCGAGUGAGACUGAGCGAGUGAGACUGAGCGAGACUGAGUCAGAGAGACGGAGACGGUCUCUCACUUAGAGACAGAGACCGCGAGACAGAGAGCGAAAGAGAGAGAGACAGAGCCCAAAGGAGAGAGAGACAGAGAGAAACAAGGCUGAAUCAACUCCACAGCAGAGAGAGAGACUGGGUUUCUGCAUCGGUAUGCCUGCUCCUGCUCUCUCAUUUCCACCAUAUGCCGCUGCUGCCUCUCUGAGGAGACCUGGACUCUGUUUAAAAUGCCAAUCGCCUGCUUGAGGCUACUCCUUCAUCCUCAAUCAUUUACAUGUAACAUUUAUACUCUCUGUUCCCGGCGUGAGAGACCGGGAGAGCAUGAGUGAGAAGAGUGGAUGACAAUAUCCGUGCUUUUCUCCUUUCUGCUGAAGUUCCUGCGGCGAUUAGCAGAGCAGGUGGUUUCGACUCUUUGGACACUAUCCGUCUGAGCUGUCCGUGUUUGGAGAAAAAGACUGAAAGGAGAGGACACAACAUUCGCUGGGAAACAUCACCUGCUAUAUUGGGGAACGUGUGACUGCAUUUUUAUGAGACAAACCGGUACUAUAGUAAGCGAAGAUUAUGAAAGUUGUUUGACCUUUUUGGUGAUAUAUUUCCCCCCUGCUCUUCAUGCAGCAGGCACACAGCGCUGCACAUGUUGGCUGUGUCUUUUCUGAGGAGAGAACGAGAAGUAGGAUGAGAGCCUGCCAGAGUAUUUGUCCUCUGCUAUCUGUGUCCUUCUCUGUGUGACUCGUCUGUGUCUGUGCAGUGAGGGGUGCCCUGGGAGACUCCCUAGUUGCUGAUCGUGGGCGAGGGCUAGUCCUCAACAUUGCUGCUGACAUGGCAGAGGGAACACAGCUCCUCUCUUUGGGGCACCGGCCUGGUCUGCUGCUGAGCUAAGACUUGGACCAGCCAUUGACCAUCCCCGGCCAAGUUCCAGUCCUCUGUCUCUGGAUCUGGUUUCAGACCAGGGGCUUUCAGAAGGCUCCCUGGCUGCAAGAUGAACUCUUCCUUGGACCUGCUGGACCUUGAGCUCUUGAACCAGAGCGGCUCUCCUUUCUGCCUCCUAGACAUGGGCUACUCCCAGAUCUUCAACACCUGUCUUUUAGAGGUGGCCAUCAUCUUGCUCCUCACAGUUCUCAUCAUCUCUGGCAACCUCGUGGUGAUCUUUGUCUUCCACUGUGCUCCACUGCUCCACCACCACACCACCAGCGCCUUCAUCCAGACCAUGGCCUACGCAGACUUGUUAGUUGGGGUCAGCUGCCUCAUCCCUUCCCUCUCCCUCCUCCACCACCUGAAAGGCCUGGAUGAAGAGCUCACCUGUAAGGUGUUUGGUUACAUGGUUUCCGUGUUGAAGAGCGUUUCCAUGGCGUCACUGGCGUGCGUCAGCGUGGACCGCUACAUGGCGAUAACGCGGCCGCUGUCGUAUGCUACACUGGUGACACCGUGCCGGAUCCGCGUGUGCAUCCUCCUCAUCUGGCUCUACUCCGCCCUCAUCUUCCUGCCUUCCUUCUUCGGCUGGGGGAAGCCUGGCUACCACGGCGAUGUGGUUGAGUGGUGUGCCAUGGAGUGGGGGACAAAGCCGCUCUUCACGUCAUUCAUCGUGGCGCUGCUCUACGUGCCGGCCGCCAUGACGGUCUGCUUCACCUACGCCAACAUCUUCCGUAUCUGCCGGCAACACACAAAGGAGAUCAGCGAGCGCCGCGCCCGCUUCAGCCCACAGGAGAGCCCUCUGGGACAGGAUGGCCAGCCGCAGCACGCGCCGGCGUGCACGGACAAACGCUACGCCAUGGUGCUGUUUCGCAUCACCAGCGUUUUCUAUCUCCUCUGGCUUCCCUACAUCCUGUACUUCCUGUUGGAGAGCGCUGGAAUCUACCGUCACCCCGUCGCCUCGUUCCUCACCACCUGGCUGGCUAUCAGCAACAGCUUCUGUAACUGUCUGAUCUAUAGUCUAACCAACAGUGCCUUCCGGAAGGGUUUAAAGCGUCUAUGUUCAUUCUGCGUGCAGCGUGUGGACAGUAAGAAUCCUUUUGGCCCUGGGCCGGGGCACGGACAGGGGCCAGUCUGCACACGCUCCACAUGCCAUGUGUAGGACCUCCCAGAGACCCGUGUGACGGUCGAGUCAGUGUGUCAUGUUGCUAAAGCACUAAGUGUGUCCCAUGUUGAUGCUGAGCUAAGGGGAACAGGCUUCACAGGAUGUUGUGUUGCUACGGUUGUUUCCAGACAGUUGGAUGUUUGUUGGAUGGUUGCGUUUCUGGUCACAGCUGGCUCUGACAGGAUCGGCUCCAGGACCCGAGCGUUUUGAGCCCCGCGUGGGAAGUACAGCCCAGCCUCUGCCAUGAGAGUGGUAGAACAUGGAGGGGGAGUGAGAGUCAGAAUAAGGAUGUGGAAUUACAGUACCCUAACCUUUGACUCCAGUUACGGAUGACAGAGCAAUGGCUAUGUUGUGUCAGCAUUUUGCCGUGGAUGGAGUGUUAGUUGAUUGAACACCUCCCUUCUGACAGUAAUUGCCAAAAACACAAACUGUAAGAACACAAGAACACAUGUUCUUGUGGGAAAAAUAUGUUUGAGACUGUAUCUUCCUAGCAGUUUGUGAAACAAUGUGUAUUUGUGCCAUGACUACAGUGUAUUAAAUGCAACAAAGUACUCACAUAAUUUAAAAAAAAACUGAAAAACACUUUAAUACUGAGCUAAGGGGAGCUGUCAAUAACUUAUUUAAAUGUUUUCCCUUGUGGAUUUUAUUUAAACACGGAAACAGAAUAUUUACAAUAUUGUGCUCUGAAGGGUGCAGCAAGCUCAAACUCUGAAGAGAAGCAAGUACUUCAUAAUUCAUUUAUAUCUGGGCUGUUCUGAGGCAGAGGUACGGUCAGAGAAAGGGAGGACCACUUUGUUUAGAGAUUUAAACACCAGGACUAGUUUACUCCCGAGGGAUCAGAGUAAUCAUUGACUGGAUGACUUUUGUUUCAACAAGCUUCCUUAUCAUCAGAGCUUGUCUGACUCUGUAACCAAAGUACAUUGCAGACAGACAAUACGUUCCAGUUCACUUAUGAGGAGAAUGUGGUCGUUAUGUCAAAGCAGGAGAUUGAUUGAAAAUUGAUUGUUUUGAGUUUCAGAGUAGUUUAUCAUCUCCAAAGCGUUGCCCCGUUGUCUGUUGCAUCCGGUAUUAACAAGCCAAUACCAGUGGGCCUGAUUAGUGACCUUUACUGUCUUCAUUAUCUAAGAUUUUUAUGAUGAGACUUUCUAAAAGAAAGAGUGAGCAAACAUCCACAUCUGAUAUUUUUUUUCGAUGUCAAAUUUUCUCUUCCAAUUAUCUGGUUACUCAACGUGGUCUCAGGGCAAUUCGUAUUAUUCUGUACAUAAAUCUGAGACAUUUCUUUUAGUAUGCUAUAUUACUUUACAUUAUGAAUGCAAUUGCGGUUGUACAGUAUCAUAUGAUUAUAAGAUUUGGUCAAAAGUAUCAUUCGUCUUACCCGGCCGUACAAUAGCAUACGAAUUUGAUUAAUUAACUUAGCAUAUGUCUUGGGGGGAUGUAUAGUAUUAUACGUCUUUCUCUGAGGCUAGGUUGCUUGUUGCGCCAUAACAACAAAGGAUAAUGAUGAGAAUCAUUUCCUUUGGUGGUUAGGCGACAACAAUUGCGUCAAGUUGGAAGUUAAAAAAGAGUUAAUUAGCAGCCUAAAAUACGAUGGCAAACCUUUUAAUGUGUGCACGAUGAAUUUUUUUGUUAUUAUUUGUGAAUUUAUCUUUGAUAGUAUGUGCUUGUUUCUGUGCGUCGACGUCUCUGCAAUGCUCUUCCCUGCCGUGGAAAAUAGACUCAAGCGAUCCCCGCUUUUGCGGACGUGCUGCUUUUUCAGGUUGCAUAGAAUGUCUCAUAGGUCAUCGUGAGUUGUUAAACUGCGGUGACGUGACGGCAUUAUAGUUUGGCCAUGGGUUAAUGACCGUGAAUGUUGAGAAAGCUGUGAGCUGCUGUCAGCUGAGGAACAUCGGCCCCUGGCCAAGUGUCGUAAAGUAUUGUCUGCAUAGUAAUGCAGCCCCACAGGUUCUUGUGUUAUUGCAUACAUUCCAAUUGGCACCCUAUUCUCUGAAUAGUGCACUACUUUUGACCAGGACCAAUAAGGCUCUGGUCAAAAGUAGUGUACUAGAUAGGGAAUAGGGUGGCAUUUGGGAUGUAUGCGGUAACACAAUAACCUGUAGGGCUGCAUUACUUUACAGUAUAAUGAAACAGAUAGAAAUUAAGAUCUCAAUGUUCAACUGUUUUCGGUCCAAUCUUACUAGUUAUUUAUUAGACCUUUCACAGGCUUUGGCCUCUUGAAUCUUUUCUCUCUCGUUUUAUGGUAGCCUACUCCUCCAUUUGGGAGCAAAUAUACAAUAUACUUAGUAGCUUUACUUUCUUAGUUGACCAAAGGUGAAUGUGUGUUAGAUGUUAUAUAUUUCAAAAAGAACGAGAUGGAAUGAGAGAGAUGUAGAGAGAGUUAACGUGCAAUUUAGGGUUAUUUUUUUCUGGAAGUUUUCAUGUUAGGAAUUUUGCAGUGAUGACGGUAUGGACAGACAUUGAGUUGGACUACUGUAUUGUUAGGCUGCCUCUGCAAUGAAUACAGUGCUGUUCAUCUUUAUGUAGGCUAAAGUUCCAUGUUACAUUUCAAAUUUGUACAUAGUCUUAUGCAUGUUUUCCCUACUGUAUAUAUUUGAUUAGGUGAUUUGAAUAAGAAAGCUCACAAUUCAAAUAUUGUCAAACUACAAACACUUUUGGAGACUGUCUUUGCGCAGCCAAAGGGCAGAGUGCAAUACGUUCAUUGUUCCUCCAUUUUGUCCGUUUUAUUGAAGAAUGUCAACACAAGACACAAUUUUUUUUAUAUAUAUCUUUUUUCCUCCUCUACAUUUUACCACCGGUUAUUGAAACAAUAGAUCUGUUUCUCUCUAUUGACCAUGUGAUGUUCCUGAACUGUUGGGGAUAUUCAGAGUCAUCAUACGUUGUUCACCGCUUUAUUACUUUCACAUGACUUUCUCCGUGACUCUUCUGCCCUUUGGGGAUGGAUGUGUGUGUGUGUGUGUGUGUGUGUGUGUGUGUGUGUGUGUGUGUGUGUGUGUGUGUGUGUGUGUGUGUGUGUGUGUGUGUGUGUGUGGGUGCUUUGUAUGCUACUAUGUUUGAUGUGCGAAUGCAUAGUUUUUAUGUUAUUUUUUAUUUGAUUUUUAAUAAAUGUUUGGGUCUUUUUUAGUGUGUUGGAUACUGACAGGCAGCUCAGUUCUCUCGAAACAAAUAUUUGCUCACGGACAUAUGCCAAAUAUCGAUUGGGUUUCCUACUAUUGUACUUUCAAACAGGCUCUUAUUUUUUCAGAUACUGACCACUUAGUAUUCCGAUGAGGUGGAUUUGUACUUCUAAAACAAUUCCUUACAUUUGUAUACCAUUUUCCAUGCUUUCAGGUUAAUGGAUUUACUAAUAUCGUUGUGUAUUUAAAAAAUAAUUCAGGCGUUCUUCUUUUGAGGAAGAUAGGAGUUCAACAGUAUUUGAGUUUGACAGUAUCCCCAUCUAGGUGUCGGUUUAGUUGAACUCUAUUCAAUCCAGCAGUCAGUUGACGGUUCUUUAGAAAGGGGGCAAAACUGUGAGAAAGGUUUCUUGCUUGGCUUGUUUGCUGAUGUACAUUUUUGGGACAUUUCAAUGCCAAAGAACCACGGCAAGUCCUUUUUCUUUUUCCUGUGGGAAAACAUCAAAGGGCUAGUGAUCCCGGGGUGACUCCAAAACUCCCACGAUGACCUGCUCUCAACAGUGCCAUAUUAGGACGUUGUGAGACCUGAUAUGAUGCUGGAAAUGUCCAUGCCAAAUCUGGGACAGUUUUGUGGCCCAAGCUUUACUAGAGGACUACACACCCACGCACACAGGGUGCACACACACACACACACACACACGCACUGUUUUCCCUUCUGUUAUCCAGCAUGUCCUUAUUGAAUUUUCUCAUAUGUAUUUUCUUAAUUCUCUAAAUUGUCAGGCCAGGCUCUCUUAAUGGUUAGCUCAUGACCCGACUGUAUUAAGUGGCUCAGCUCUUUAUCAGAUUAAGAGGAGAAUGGACGCAUUAACAAGAAGGCCGUUUGGCUGGAAAUGUCCCAAAACAUGGUUGAAAAUGUGACUUAAAAAAAAAAAAUGUAUUUAAUGUUUAACAUUGGUUGAACUCUCUUCAAUGUUUAGAUUAUUUCGUCGCAAAUGCUGGGUAAACUGAAUGUUGCGGGGGCUUAAACAUAAUCAUGUUCUCCGUGUUAUUUAAGGCUCGUUAACUAACUCGGUACCACGAGCCCUUGUAAUGAUGUCAUGUUGUAGAGUUGUCCUGAGAUAUUUCUAUUCUGGUAUAUUAUUCUGCACUGAGCAAAUAAAUGUGAUCUUAUCUAAAGGAAUCACACUUCCUGCUUGUUAUUCUUGCUUUGUGCUUUAUGAAAACGUGUACGUGCUUGUGGGCUCACCGAGCUUGUACACUAUAUGGGCGUGAGUGUGUGUCAGUGUUACCACAAAUGCAUACCUGUACAUGAUGGACACGUGUUUGUGUGCGCUAUCGACUUAUCGUUACCACAAAUAGAAUACCAGGGAUCAGCAAUUCACCA